Messenger RNA from Pelecanus crispus (Dalmatian pelican), 351 nucleotides. The record is from RefSeq and is a predicted model, not a curated record. Lineage: Eukaryota; Metazoa; Chordata; Aves; Pelecaniformes; Pelecanidae.
AUGCCCGCAGGGUCCCCGGGCGCUGUGUGUCCCUGCAGCCUGGGCACCUGGGUGCGUGCCCAAGGUGACACCUACCAGGUGGUGGCCGACGUCAGCCAGUUCGAGCCCCCCGACAUCGUGGUGACCACCUCCAACUGCCACGUCGCCAUCCAGGCUGAGAAGGUGGCUGAGGACGGCACCGUCUGCGACACCUUCACCCACAAGUGCCAGCUACCUGAGGACACGGACCCGCUGUCGGUGAGCUGUGCCCUCACCGAGGCCGGCACGUUGGUCAUCCCCGCCCGGCGCCGUGCGGGCACCUGCCCUGGUGAGCCCCCGCAGCCGCUGUACCGCAGCGAGGCCACGCUGUGA